Molecule: messenger RNA, 606 nt
Organism: Parastagonospora nodorum SN15
Lineage: Eukaryota; Fungi; Ascomycota; Dothideomycetes; Pleosporales; Phaeosphaeriaceae
Exons: 2
Coding region: 15-563 (182 amino acids)
Source: RefSeq, a predicted model, not a curated record
AUGCAUGCAACUAAAUGUCAAAAGCUCGUCUUCACACAAUCUCUCCUCUACCACCUCUCCAUCGCCCUCGUAAAAACCGCCUUCACACUCCAAUACCUGCGCCUCUUCUCUCUGAUCCGCCCCAUCACAAUCUGCUGCUACAUCCUAUUCGGCUGCAUUAUCGGCGCCGCCGCCUGGGGCAUUUUCGGCGUGAUAUUCCUUUGCAAGCCCAUCCACACAUACUGGAACCUGCGCGUGAACGGCACAUGCAUGGACGCCGAGACGCACUUCUUCUCCACAAGCGUGAUCGGCAUAGUACUCGACUGGGCGAUCUGGAUUCUCCCGAUUCCCGUCGUCGGACGUUUGAAAUUGCCGCGCCGCCAGAAGUGGGGUCUGAUGUAAUCCGGUACGUUCGCAUUGAUAUGGUCCACGCUCGAACUCAACGUCGCCAUCAUCUGCGCAUCGCUGCUCGUCAUGAAGCCACUUUUCGCGCGCUACGUACCGGCGAUGGUGUCGGAUCAGCCGGUGUCUGCGAGGGAGGAUGCAAGGUUGUGGAGGGCGAUGACGGGGCUGGCGCAGCUUGAUGCCGCGGAGGAUGGGAAGAAAGAUGUGGAGUAUGAGGGUUGU